Molecule: messenger RNA, 1668 nt
Organism: Plasmodium gonderi
Lineage: Eukaryota; Apicomplexa; Aconoidasida; Haemosporida; Plasmodiidae
Product: histone deacetylase
Exons: 2
Coding region: 1-1668 (555 amino acids)
Molecular function (GO): histone deacetylase activity
Source: RefSeq, a predicted model, not a curated record
AUGUGUGACUCGAAAUAUAGCACUCUUACUACUAUGGUACAUGCAAUCGUUAAUUUCCUUCUAUUCAUUCCAAUUCUCAUUCGUACACUAUAUAAAUGUAAACAUUUCCUACAUGAAAACAAUUCACCCAUAGUGUUAGACCCUCUACGCUACUCAAGAUGUAUGUGGAAAAAGGGAUACGAAAAAAUGAUCAAAGGGAGGGGAACACCUGUGUGUGCAUUGUCAUACCUUGGGAUGCAAAAGGGGAAAAACUGUGUGAUAAAAAAAAAUUAUGUACAUAAAAUGGAAUUUUACAAAAAUAAAACCGAAUUGUCUAAAAAUAAAACCGAAUUGUCUAAAAAUAAAACCGAAUUGUCUAAAAAUAAAACCGAAUUGUCUAAAAAUAAAACCGGAUUGCCUAAAAAUAAAACCGGAUUGCCUAAAAAUAAAACCGGAUUGCCUAAAAAUAAAACCGAAUUGCCUAAAAAUAAAACCGGAUUGUCUAAAAAUAAAAUCGGAUUUCCUAAAAAUAAAACCGAAUUGCCUAAAAAAAAAAUCGAAUUGCUCAUUGAUAAAUUCGUACAUGAGUGUGACAAAAAUCGCACAAAUUUGUCUGAAAAAACAUUUGUGAAAAAUCAUGACAUCCUUGUAAAUUUUGAACGUAUACAGAAUGAAGUAAAUAAAAUGUCGCAAUUAGCCCUUUUGCGUAAGGAAAAAUUAGGCAAUCUGCAAACAAGACAGAAGAAAUAUUCCAUCCUUUCCCAAAAUCCUCCGUAUGUAUUUCACCCCAUAUAUUCAAGUGUGUCUAUGAAGGAUAAACACCAUCGAUUUAAAAUAAAAAAAUAUGAAAAUAUAUUUACUCAACUGAAUGAGAAAGGGAUUUACAAUUCGGAUUACUUUAUCCCAACUUGUGACAUCAACGAUAUGAUUAUUCCUUUGUUUAAAGUGCAUGAUGAAAAGUUUAUUAGUGAAAUGCUAGCAAUAGUAGUAAAUAAUGAACAAAUCGAAAAAUUUGAGUUAGCCCUAUGUCCAGAUUUGUUGUGUAGGUUUCUAAUCGAAAUUAAUGGCACUAUUUUAAGCUCCUUAUUGGCGCUAAAAUAUUUUAUGUGCAUGCACAUAGGAGGGGGAAAUCAUCAUUCGAAAAAAAGUGGAGGAAACGGAUUUUGCAUUUUUAAUGAUGUUGCCAUAGCAGUUCAUUUUUUAUUGUCAAAUGGACUCAUUGAUAAGGCAAUUAUUCUGGAUGUUGAUGUCCAUCAAGGUGAUGGAACAGCUGAAAUAUUUCGAAAUUAUACCAAUGUGAAAACGAUCAGUUUGCACUGUAAAGAGAACUUCCCUCCAGUAAAAGAAAAUUCAACAGUAGAUGUCGAAUUUGAUUCCUUUAUAAAGGAUGAUGCUUAUUUAGAAGCAUAUAAAAAUGUUUUGGACAAUAUACAAAGUGAACAAAACUGUAUUAUUUUUUACCUGUCUGGUGUUGAUAUCAGCGAGGAUGAUAACCUUGGCUUGCUUUCAAUAUCUGACAAUGGAAUAUACAAAAGGGACCAUAUGACAUACGAGAUGACCAUUCAGAAGAAAAUUCCCGUUGUAACGGUUCUUUCAGGUGGGUACAAUGAGUGUGAAAGGACUCUAGCAAGUAAGCAUCUUUUAACUUUUAGGGCUGCAAAAGAAUCUUGGAUUUCCCGCAAAAAAUGA